CAUCAACUUCAACGUAAACGUUAGCGAUCAUCUGCUCAUAGAACUCAUUAAAAUGGUGAUAGUCCACGUAAAACACAAAGACACCAGCCAGUUCCUGUACGAAACGACCCUAAAAACCCCCGUGGAGACGUUAAUCACCUCCCUGGUGGCGAUCUACAACGGCCGGCUAAAAAUCGAUCGGAUAUGCUCCGAAAUGGAGGAGCUCUCCAAGUACGGCACGCUCUAUCCCCCGGAGAUUCUCGGCCUGACCGAGGAGCAGGUGGAGGAGAUGAAGCUGGAGGACACCUACGGCGAGAAGUGCCUGCCCAUGGGCGGCCACGCCUUCAACAAGGACCCCAUCGGCCGCAGGAACGGCAAGCAGCCCAAUAAAAACAUGCAGGAGGUGCUCAAGAAGGCCAUAGCCGACGCCAAGGAGAUGAUUUCCAAGAAACUCGUGCUCCAAGAGAAAUGUCUAACGAUGAAAGUGGUCCAAGAGGCCAUAAAUCUGCUGAAGGGAGCCGUCACCAUAGUGUACCCCAUGAAAUUGCCGCCCCACGACGUCAUUCGCAUGGAAUUCGAAAACAUCGAAGAUCUCGCCGGCACCCAAGCCUCCCUCGAAGUCAUCGACCCCACCACCGCCCAAAUUUGGUUCUGCGGAAAGGAAAUGUACAGAGACAAGCUGGUGGGCGAGUACGUGGGGAGAAUCGAAAACUGCAAGGUGGUGAUGAAGAUAACGAAGAGAGGAUCGGGGCCCCCUUGCAGGGAGCCCAUCAUGUCAGAGGAGGACAGGAAGCAAAUGAUGCUGCACGCCUACAGGAAGCAGGAGGAGCUGAAGAAACUGGCCCAGGACGAUGACGAUAAUUAUUUGAAUUCCGAUUGGGCGGACGGGCAAAAUUUGAAGAGGACUUUCCACGGUUUGCGCAACAUCUCCUGGAGACCCUAA
Messenger RNA from Phyllotreta striolata, 922 nucleotides. The record is from the annotation of a GenBank genome assembly. NCBI's taxonomy places the organism in Eukaryota, Metazoa, Arthropoda, Insecta, Coleoptera, Chrysomelidae.